Paramuricea clavata is the source of this 18043-nucleotide messenger RNA. Lineage: Eukaryota; Metazoa; Cnidaria; Anthozoa; Malacalcyonacea; Plexauridae. The record is from the annotation of a GenBank genome assembly.
GGUGUUUGCAGGAACACGAAAGGCUGUUGAUAUAAGGUAUAUAAUAUAUACAUUGAUACUAAUUAUAUACUAGUGUCAUUAAUUAAAUUAAUACUAUAGGCCUAGUAUCAUGCAUUUAUGUGCUUUUAUUAUAGAGAUGCAGGUAUCGGUGUAAUGUUUUAUGUGCAUGGUGCGAAAAUGUUACUAAAUAAAUAAGUAUUUCAGUAACAUAUGCAUUUGCAUGUCAGCAGACACAUGCAAGGUCAAAAACAAUUUUCGAAAGCCGCGUUUACCAACCAUGCAAAUGAAGCUAUUUUUGCUUUCUAUAUACAAGUUUGGUUGUUUAAUUUUAACCACUCGUUGUACAAAUGUCAGUUUAUACGUAACAAAUACAGUUUUCUUAUUCCAUUUUUUAUUAAAGUUUCUCUACACGACAGAAAGAUGUCCAAUUGUUUGUUAUCAGCAACUACUCUACUUUUUGUAACAGGUAAGCUGCCAUUAUUUCAGUAGCGUAAGGUCUAAGCCAGAAUUUACUCCAUAGCUAGACUUAUACAAUUAUUUGAUUGAACUAUAUUAUAAUGAUUUGAACUAUUACCGUUAGUUAGCACUGCCAAAAUGUCGUCCUGACCUCUUCUGCAAUGUUUUGGGUUCAGAUUAUCCCUGAACUAUACUGUAUAAAAUGUUUAGUCAGAGCAUUAUUGACGUUUAAUAUUUAAUUAAAUUGCCAAAACUGUGUUUCCUAAAUACAGGACAAUUCGAAAGAUUCAUUAUUGCUAUAGGCUAAUCAGUGCUCUCUCGGCUGGGAUCCGGUGUGGGGUUAACAUGGCGGAUUUAAAAGUGGUGCAUGGACUGUCUAAUUACUUUACGGAUGAGUAACUCUUUUCAACCUUGUUCUGUUUUAAUUAAUGCUGCUUGUGGUCCCCACUGUGUGAGGGCUGAUUCAUUUUUCACCUUUUUUCUAUUUGUAUUCAUUCAUUUAACUUUCAAAUUGUAUUAUAUAUUUUUGUCAAGGGGUUAACCUGGCUGGGGCGUCGAGUAUGUUCGUUUGCCCCUUGUCAAUUAAGUUGCUCAAUUUUUUUGUGAUUAUACCUUCUUAAUGAUUCAUAUAUACUCACAUGGUGUUUAUAAUGAACUUGCCGAAACCUGUAAACAAAUAAAUAUAUUCCCACACUCCCCCUACAAACAAAUUCCUGUAGCUGUCGUGAUAAUAGUAAAUUUCUGAUAAUAGUAAUUGUUAUAUUUAGACAUCCGAUAGGGGUAAUAAAUUCCUUCGCGCAGGAGGUGUUACUGUUUUCCAAAAUGAUCCAUUGAUUCGCUAUAUUUUCAAAAACUCAUUAAUAAUUCAUGAAGCAAUUAUCCAAUCUUGAGUAAGAAAUUAGUCACGUGUAUACGUCUUUAUACCAGCUAAAGAACACUUUAACAAAAGACCAUUGUUAUGCAAACUAUAUAAAGAUUUUUAUAUAAAGAUUUUUAUAUAAAGGUUUUUAUAUAAAGAUUUGACUUAUUAUGCAUACGUUUUUGAAGUCAUUUAAAAAACUCGCGGGUCGUGUUUUAUUAGGUCUAAAGCCACUCGCGCUGCGCGCUCGUGGCUUUAAACCUAAUAAAACACUCCUGCUCGUUUUUUAAAUAGUACAUUAAAAAUCUGAAUGCUUGGUGCCAGCAUAUAUUCCUCAGUAUACAUGUAUACUGCUUACAUAUUCGACAGACACAAACUGUCUUUCUGAAAUAAUAUUUUUUUUCCAGUAAUGUAUUUCAUUGUUCCGAGGAUUCCAUUCAGAUACUGUAUCCACUGUUGAUGAAUGAUGUGGAUGUUACUAAAUACUUUGAUUAAUAAAUUUAUAUUUAUUCAUUUAUGGUUCAUUUCAUUGAGAAUUAAUUACAACAAUUAUGUUACCAUUUAAGUACAGCUUGUGUAUCAUCAGAUCAGGAUUCUCACAGUAUCAAGGCUAAUUUAUCUUUCAAAUUUGCUGUUGUUCUUGUUCAUGCUGGCCCCGACAGCAAAAGAUUUAGAAUGAUGUACAGUCAAACAGUUGCUUGAUAAAGUUACAUCAUUUUUACCACUAAUGCAUGCAUGGGUGUAUCAGAGAGGGACGCAUUUGUAGAAUGACCACUAAACUGAAAAUUUCGUCGCCUCAAGGCUUGGCCUUUUUUGCUAUUGUAGCUUUUCACGACAAUUUAUCACACGCACAACUGAUUUAAUGCAUGAUUGAUUUUAUGCAUGAUUGAUUUCUUAUAAACUCUUCCCAAAAAGUUUAAAAAUUGUGCAUGAAAGAAGUGGCACAAAAGUCAAAUUUUGAGAGAUUGUGCGUCGGGUAUAAUGUAUAAUUAUAAUUGGUUCAUAAAAGACCUUCUACAAUUUAUUUGCACACUAUUGAUAAUUGAUAUUGUGUUUGAAACCUACCACUGUUGUGCGCAAACGAUACUUUUAAAACGGUAAAAGAAAAGCUACUCUUUGAAAAUUUUCUUUUCACAAUAAUUUUGUGAUAGAGUCACCCAAUCUCCCAUAUACUAAUACAAAGUUGUCAAUCAUUUUGCUGAAUUUUCACUUCAAGAUUAAAGAACUGCAUUGUUUUUUUACAUAGACUGAAGUUGAUAAGUUUGCUAGCUAAUGCUUGUUGCGAAGACAUUAUGCGAGUUUCACAUUUGUACAUAUUUGUCAUAAUUAUUAUCAAUAUACUCAAUAUUAUAAUGUGCAGUAAAAUAUGUUACAUUAAAAUACUCAUUAAUAAUUUAUAAACCUUGUGGCAAAUCAUGUCAGCCAUCAUAUGCCACGUGGAGUGACUUAAUAUCUGAUAAAACUAAUCUUAAUUAGUAUUCUUUAUAUUAUUGUUCAUCCUAAUUAGUCCCUGAGCCAAAGGGGCGAGCGAACUAAUUCCGCCCGGCUAUUUACACCAGGGGAAAGGAAAGCAUUAGCGAAGUCACAGAAUAAAGAUCAGUAACAGAAGGGCCAGUUAGCGGUGCAACGUGUCCGCGUUUUUUUAUGCAAAAACUGGUGCUGUUUACUGGCCAGAAGGCGGAGCAGCCAGACAGUACAGCGUGUUUAUUGGCCAGAAAAUGUCAUUGACUGGCUAGGAAAAUGGCGGCCAACAUGUGUAAUGCGACAUGCGCGAGGACAGAAACUUCAAAGCUUCCAACGUAAGUGGCCCUUCUAUAUGGAUCUUUAUUCUAUGGCGAAGUCAAAAGUUCAUCAAUGAUCGCGGGCGCAUGGUGUAUGGGUGGUCAUCCUACUGAUCUCAAAAUAUGGCUGUUUCCCAGCAGUGAAGAAGGCAAAAAUAUAAAAAAUACAUGUAAGAAAGCUAGGAAAAUCGUUUCACAUAACAAAUUUUAAAACUUUUUUCAAUAUUUAAACGUAAACAUUAAAAUGAAUUUAUUUAGUAUGAGAAAUCUUAAAGUAAAGAGCAAGUUUGUUUCAAUUGUUUAUGUAUGACUUUGUAUUAUUAUAGACUUUGUUCUUGUUGUUCAACUCUUUCCUAUGUAUUGUAUGCGAAAGUUUCUUAGUUAAAUUAACUUUCGCAGAAGUUCAUCAUAAAAAGACCUAGGAAAGCAAAUUAUUUUCAUUAGCGUCUUGUACGAAUUAAAUUUAUUUCAUUUCAAAGUGCGAGUAAUAAGUUGGAGCUCUAGUUGAAGAGUUUUAUGGUAUCGGCAAAAAGUUAGUUAAUUUCAAUUCACAUUUAAAAAUGCUUUGCGUAGAGUUUCGUUUUGAAUUUUGCAUUAAAAUAAAGCCCAUUCAUAGAAAGCAAAAUAAUAUAUACCUACUUUAUAUGUUUUAGAAAUUGACAGUUCUGUGUUUAAAAGUGUUCAAGUUUCAUCUAUUUUUUGCAGCUAGUGCUUCCACUGCCAAAAAAUAACCUCCGUCCCAACUUCUCAAAAUUUCCUUAUUUUUGACAAAAUCUCCUUGCACAAAAGUUGAUGAAUUGUACCUAGUUUAAAACUGAUAUUACCAGAGGGCGGAAAUCUUGGUGGGGCGAGGGGGCGGCCGCCCCCCCCCCCCCACCUUCAUGGAAAAUUGACGAAUUUUCGGAAAUUUUGACCUGAGAGAGGGCUAAAAACAGUCUUUUCUAGUGCAAAUUGGGGGGGAGUCAGAAAUUCGAACGUUUUGUCGGAAAUUUAGGAGGCUUUGUUCCCCCCCCCCCCACUGGAAAAAGUGAAUUUCCGCUACUGGAUAUUACAAUAAUUUAUCCUGAAUAAUGGUGUGUUUCUCGGGCUAGAAAAAUCAUGGACAUUGCAGGGGAGGGAUUAAAUGUCAAAGGGGAAGUUUACUUAAAAUUAUUCGAAGUAAAAGGAACAGGGCGAUUGAGGUCAUCCCUCGGAAAGUUUUUAGAUUUUCCAUUCCCCAGGAAAGCCGCUUUCGACAUUUUCUGGAGCGAAUUUGCUUGGAAAUUGCUGUAAUCUUAGGAUUUAUUAGAAAUACCGUAAUAUCCUUCUUAUUUCUCUCUUGACAACAAAAUUCCUUGCAUUUUCCUUGUAAAUUUUAUUUCCUUGCACAUUUCCUUGCAAAGGAACAGCUGGGAAAUGUGUUGUCACUGUGCAGAGAAAUUGCUGGCGCAAGCGAUAUUUUACAAAAAUUCAAUAAUUUAAAAAAACAACAAGGGUGAAGUUUUCAACUUAUGAUUUUGCAUUUUUAAGACGGCAAUCAAGGAAAUUAAUAAAAUUGUAGGAAAAACUUCACUAACAUCUCAAGUGUGGAAAGCAUCUACAUUAUCAGCAUUUUAAUUGUGGAUUGAUUCAAAAUUCAGACGAUAAAAUUACAUAGCUAUAGGAGUUGGAUUUUAUGCUCAUCGAAUAUCCAUUUUCAUUCGCGGAUUACCACAACUUGUUGGUCUCAUGGGUGCUAAAAUCGACAUAACGUAAAUCGGUAACCGAGAGCUAUAAAACAAAUAACUUUUCAAGAAGAUAAACUUUAUUCAGUCAAAAGGAUGAGAGUAAAUAAACAUGCUACUGCGUGAUGGUGAUUUUGAAGCAACUUUGUCACAUAUAUUUUAACAAGUGGGAUAAUGAAUCAAAUUUUGCUUUUUUCAUUCCCAAAAAGGUAUGAAAAUUAUUUAAAUAUUUAAGGUUUCCGUGUUUGUAAUGUAUUUUUUGAGAAAAGUAAAAAUUUUUCCCAUAAAAAAGCGGCAUAGUUUCAGCAGAGAUAUCCUGGGAGAGGGGGUGUAGAAGCGUGGGCGGAUAGCAAGAAACCUUGACGUUUAAUUUCCUCUCAAAAAUUAAUACCAAAUUUUGUUUUGCCUUUGUUCGAUAUGUAAUUUAAACAAGUUUUUUUUACAUCUAAAAAUUGCCCCUAGUGAUCAAAACUUGGAUUAUGUUAGGAGUAUUGACUAUUUGUUUACUUUUGGAGAUCAAAGUUUGAGGUCCAAUUAUUUUGAAAGUUUGAAAACUACCCAGCUAAUUCUUGGCUGUUGGUUGCAGCCUUCUAUGCUGAUUAAAAUAUAGUUUUGUCCACAAUAGUACAUCAUUUCAAUGAAGGCAAAUUAAAAAUAGUAUGUUUGAUUACUUUUACAGCACAGUCAGUACAUAGGUAGGGUGCAAUACCAGGCCAAAUUUCAAAAACAAUUACCGAUUAAAAAAAAAUUUUGUUGCACAAUUGCCCCUUUGCGUCUAAUUUCGCUUUGAAAUGCGUGCGUUUACUGCUCUUGUGUGAAACAAGUAAUGAAUGUAAAAUGUAAUGAAUCGACAACUUGACCAUUAAAACACGCAUUAGUGUCUCGGCAACAUUGAUGAUCGCGGCAGCCAAUCAAAUAACGAUUUCGAUUCGAUUUCUCCAGAGUCAUGCCACUACAUAAAACGUAUAACCCGCGAACAGGCAUACUCUAGGAACGAGAUUGGUUAAGAGUGGACACAUUCUCGUCCCCAGUGUCUUUUUGGGAAAGACCAAGCGGCAGUGGCAAAGUAUCAAAUUACAUGCUUCCAAAACGUUAAAUUUCAAAUAUCAGGAGUGGGAUUUUACGAUAUAUAGUUCGAAGGGCCCACUAACUUCUAUUCUAUACCUCUAUUUGCUUUUAAAUUACGAAAACACUGGAGCAUUUCAUCAACAGUCAAGUCAAGAAACAAAUAAAAUGUAUACUAUAAACUUUGAAGUUGAGUAUUCUCUCACAAACAUAUUUUCCGAUCAAACUGGUCAGUCGUCAACGUUUGUACAUUUUCACUUUUAUCUGUUCCUAAAAUAUGCCAUUAGAUUUGUUGUUUGAAAACGUUGAUAAACUGCUUUGAGCAGCUUUACUAAUAGUACGCGUCUCAUUUAGUGAAGGUUGAUAAAAUUUUGAAGUAUGCCCACCCUUAACCUGCGAAUGGGCAUGCAGUCGAGGAACGAGAUUGAAUUGUUGCUGGAAUUUCUUGGUUUAAGUUUUAGAACAACGUAUGUCAGUAAAGCUGCGUUCUAUAAUUUCAAAUAUUGUAAUGCUAACUGGUGCGUUUUUGUACGGAUGAUAGGGACUGAACUGAUCAAACAAAAAAUUGCAUAAAGCUUUCGGAAUGUCAGUUGCACUGUGACGGGCUAUCUUUUCCGAAUACUGAAAAGAUGUAUCCAUUAUUAAAGAUGUGUAUUCUUGCACUGUCAGGUCUGUUGGUGAGCUUGAGUGAUGCUGAUAUAUUUUUACACAGUCCCAGAGGUUCUAACAACCGCUUGAAUGGAGCAGGCGUUAACAGAGGAAACAAUAAUCGAAUGUUCGAUUCUCAGGUGAGCUUCUAGCCUCCAAAUUAUUUGCAUUCCUUCCAUUCAUCUGAUCAUAAACACUUCAAUAUUGCAGCAAAUUUCACUCGAGAAAUCCUAACAGCUAUAAUCAGGAUAUCCUCGCAUUGACGUGGAGAGAUCGGUUGGGAAUUAGUUAGUUAUUUUACGAUUAAUGCGCACGGCUUAUGUUUUAACGAUGAAUGGGAAAUUGUAGUACAAAAAAAGCCUCGUCACACAGACGAUCGAAAACCAAAUAAUACUUGCUGUAAAUUACUUGAUUCUUUCAAGUGCAGGGUUGCGAAGUCUAAGCAAAUCCAUGCCCUCGACUGGGGUAGUACGCUUAAUUCAGACGUAAGGGGUAGCGGCCUAAAUAGUACAACAGCCACCCGUGUAGGCUUCCGUGUUUUUUGCAAACAACUACAUAUAUACACAAGACUACAUUUUCAUAUAUUUCUAGAACAACGCAAAGGGUGGUUACAAUGUAGGCGAUUUAGAUCAAAAAUCAACCAGCGAGGAGACACAAUUUAACAUGGUACGUAUAAAAAGUUGUAGGCUACUGUAAGGCCAUAAAUUGUAUUUUUUUAAGAUUUAAUUUUUAUCACAUUCGAUUUCCUAUCAAUUGGUAUGCACACGAAAGCUAAAAGUUCCAGCACUGGUAUGCUUUGAAUUGCAAAAUGCUCUAAAAGUACAUUAUAAUGUAACGUAAGUUGCAAGGUAAAUUUUCCUCGACGUUUUGAUCGGCCGUAUUAAAUAGAAUAAUAUAUAUGUUAUAUGAAUACCAUUACUCUUCGUCAUUUGAAUCUACAUUCAUAUACUGUAGUUUAGAAAAGGACAAUUCUUAGCAUUAUUGAGUUUUAUUUGACUACAACAAUAUAGUCGAAGUCAGUAAUCUUAUAUGUUCCUUAGUUCAAAUUUGUGCCGAUUUAUAUUGUUCUCUAUGUAUAGGGUUUAAUUUGGUAAGAAUCCAAAAACAAGGGAAUUUCAUAUAUUCACAGGGAAAAAUGUUUUUAAUUGAAUUAACAUAUUUUUUUAUUUUUUAAAUUAAUAUUUAUUUUCAGGACGCUCUCUUACAAAGGAAUUUUCAGAAAGUUUCUGAACUGAAUAAACAAAUUUACAAGGAAGACAUGCAUAUACUACAUAACUAUGAAAAAUAUCUAAAAAUAUAUAAGAGGGAAAGUUUAAAGAUUGCUAAAUUUUAAAGAUUCUCCCAAAGUGGAAAUACUACUAGAGAGUUUUAUCUUUCUGCCCAAGUUGUACCUGUCUGUUUUGGCCAGAUAAGAGAGACUUUGCUUUCCCCAAGCCCGCAUGACACUUUGGAUGGCCUUAAAUUCUUCGUUAUAGCGCUUCUACCUUCGGCUGAGCUAUUUCUUAUUUCAGCCCACUCUUUCCAAACACGAACUGCCCAGACGGUGUUGUGUCUUGUGCCUAUAUACGGUAUAUAGAGUGACUUUCUUCGUUUCUCUCUGUCUCGUUUGAGCACUUCAAAAUUAAUCUCGAUGGUUGUUCGUCAAUUGCUUGCUCCAAUUCUCCUUUCGUAAGUCUACAUAUUCAUCUGAUUCCAGUUGCCUGGGAGCAUUUUCUUCGUCGCUAUACAUAGGUCGUUCAUACUUUAAACGCAUUCAUGACUUCAAAAACGGUUUGAAUCUCAUUUCACGGUGACAUGCAAACCAGCGUUAUUCUCUUAUUCAAUACAAGUUUAUAAAACAAAAGGAGUAGAUUUUAUCGUGUGUCAAUCCUUACAAAUUUGAACUAUAUAUAAGCGACUUAAUUAUACCUCGAACGUUUCUUGAUGAGAUACAACAUGAAGGGCGUGACCUUAUAUUCCAGCUCCUAUUUUAACCAUUUGCAACACUCCAUGCAUCUGAACGUUCACAUACUAAAGCUACACUCUAAAAACACUCUGGUUAAAUUCAACCAGGAAUUGGGUUAAUAAUCCACCCAACACAUUCUGGUUAAAUUUAACCCAUUUCCUGGUUAAAAAUUAUCAAUUCAACAAAAAUUUGGUACACUUUUUUGGACUUUUAACCAGGAAAAUGGUUAAUUUUUUUUAACCAGACUUGUGUAGGUGGAUUUUUAACCCCGUACUGGUUGAAUUAACCCAAAUUUAACCAGAGUGUUUUUAGAGUUUAUGAAAUACUUUCAGAACUAUUUCCAAAGUGGCGAAGGCUUUGCAAGUACUUCAGGUCUGACAGGAAAGUCUCUGCUCACAAUUGAGUGGACCAAUCAACAUGGCUGUGGUGAUCGAGAUUUAAACUGUAACUUUGUUCUUCAAUACCGAUGUCAAGAUGACGCAAACAAUCAGAAGUUGAAUCAACACUCAAUGAGGAAUGGUAAGAAAAAUGUAACUCCAUCGAAAACAGGGAACAAAAUUUAAACAUUGGGGGAAACAGGAUAUUAUUUUUUUGCAUCGGAAUUGCAAUUAUAUAAUAAGUCAAAAGAAAAGAUUUAUUACAUUUAGCUAAAACUAGCUCGGUAUGAGAGUUUUACAGUAUCGGUAUACCGGAAAAAUUAUACCGAUAUUAUCGGUAAACCGGUUUUUCGCCUAUUAAAUUGGAUAGGAUAUUUUGAUUUGGAUUAAUUUGAAAAGUGAGAAACACAUUGAUGAUAAUUCCGGAGCUGUUGUUAUUCUUCUUUUAAAACUUUCUACUUCUUUUACGUUGCAUUUCCGUAAAACAAAAAUUGAUGAUUUCCAUGCUCAAGCGCCAGAUAUUUUGCAACGUACGUCUGUAGCAUGGCUGUAUUACGCUACGUUCUCACCAGUUUUUGUUCCUGUUUAAUUAAUGUACUAAUCUGAGGUGUAAAGUCACAGCAAAGCAAUAAUUAAGCUAAGUUUAGCGGGUUGAAAAAUAAAAACAGCAAUAUGAGAGUGGACAGCCGAAUCAUUUUGUUUUUCCUCAUUGCUGAGUUUAAUUAAGCUUCAAGUAUAAAUUGAUAAAGUAUUUAAAAAAUGAUUUAUUUCGAAGACAUUAUAAUAUGGAUUACUGGAUACACACAAGCAAAUGUGGUUGAAAAUAGAACGUUCUGGCUCACGUUAUAACGUCAUACCUUAAUACCUGAAAAAUAAUAAAGUAAACAUUUGGUUUAACCUUGUUGACAAAUAAAGGAUUGUGUUUAAGUGCAGGGAUUUCAAUUAAUCCCAUGUAUUUAAUUUCUCCUAGGACGUAUAACCAAUACUCCACAAUAUACGAAAAUUGCGUACACUACACGCUCAAGUAAGAACUACUACUUGAAUUAUGAUUCAGCCAGUUAUUACCGAGGUCUUCAUGAAUCCUGGGAAUGGCAUGAUAAAUGCGUCAAAAGAAGUCGUAAUCAAGGUCAGUUCUAUAUUUGAAAACAAACAGGCUAAAAGUAGCCCAAUAUGAGUUCGAAAACUAGAAUAAAGGCAGAGUAAGAAGAACAUAGAUGACAUUGGCGAGGGCAAAGUGCAAACUCCGAAACAUUUGCAAAAUUUCAAUUCUAUACAAAUUCACCUCUUGGUUAUAGUGAAACUACUCUAAACAGUACCUAUCGAUAUAGGAUAUUAGCAGAGUUUUGGAUAAUAUCUCAAGGAAAUGUCAUCUUCAACAAAUUAAUAAUCGAUAAAUUAACGAAUCAAAUUACGCGAUUAAUAAAAACAAAUGCUUGCCAUGUAUAAUAAAACAACUUGCUGACCUCAAGUGUUCGGACUUUACGGGAAAAUAUCAAAUCUAGAUCAUGUUGUAUUGACCUCGCUAUGUAAUAUAUGAACAACGCGAGAGCGAGUUAGACUUGCCCAAGUCGUUCGCCAGGGACCGCGCGUAGCAAGAAGGGAGCGCUUGAGAAAGACGGAAGCCAGCGACUUGUGUCACUUGCCUGAUUUUGAAUCUUACUGAAAAAUUUGGCGAGAAAAUGAAUUAUGACAUAGUGGGCGUUCACCAUGUCGAUUUCACUAGUUCAUUAUUGUUUUGGCGUCGUUAGUACAGAAUAAUAGUGAGUUUAAGCAAGUGACGUUUUUGACAACACGGACGUCGACCGGAAGUAAAGUUGACGUUUUUCACCAAUCACAGCCCUUGACCCAGUCUUCUGACGUUACUCAUGCCGUUCGUGUUGUCGAAAACGUCACUUGCUUAAACUCACUAAUAAUGAGCAUUCACUGACGUCACCGGAGCAAAAAUGCACCGGUGAAUUUGGCGCGCUUGCGGGUGACAAAAGUCUGUCGCUUCCAGGAACCACGAACCGCAGACUUUGGAAAGUCUAAGAGCGAGUGUUUCACCGGGAUAUCCAAACACGAGAAAAGCAAACACGCGAAGCGCGAGUGUUUUCAUACAUUGUUUUCGAGUGUUUGGAUAUCCCGGUGAGACACGAGCUCGAGUUGUUUAUCAAUGGCUUCUCAAAUGAAUCGAGACGUAACAGAAUGUUUUAAUUUCGUUUGCUGAUUUGAAUAGAAUUUGUAACCAAGCAUAAUGUAAUUAGGAAUUCUAUUCAAGUAAUUUUGCGUGCGUAAUUAAGAUAUUUGAUGAAAACACUAGCUAGUGACUUUCAUCAAGUUUCACAGGGUUAUCCAAAUGGCAUCUUGUGAUCAAAUAGGUGAUUAUCAUUGGCUGAAUUGCUCAUGAAUUAUUAAUGAAUUUGAGAAGGUUCGUACAAUACCUAAAGAACUUGAAUUGAUGUUUUCCCAUCCAGCCCUCACUCUCGGUCAAUAAGUUGUUAAUAUUACGCUAUAGCCAGAUCUCCCACAAAUAUAUGUCCACAUGCACCAUGUUAGCCUACUAUGAUAUCACACCUCGAGUAUAUAAGAAGCUGAGCUGCAGCUGUUGAUAAUUCCUGAUACAGACACAAGACCGGAGUUACCAAAUUUUUGGUUAUUAAUAAUUCCAAUAUACAGUUCAUGAGCCUGCACAUGCGGAUCAUUUAAUGUUGCAUCACAGUUUUGUUAAGAAUUUUCUUUCUCUUAACUUACAGGACUAUUCACAGCUGAUCAAAAACUGAAGGGUCAGACAAGCAUUUACACUCGUCAAAAUGCAAAUGGUGCUCGUAGUGGUUAUGAGUGUCCUGAGGAACGAGAUUACUAUCCUUACUGGCAUCCUACAGACUGGAUUGAUAUAGCGGUGUUUGCUUAUAAUGAAAGCAUGUGUAAAUAUUAUCAGAAAGAAAGCUUCAAUGUCAGAAAUAAAGGUUAGCCUAGUAAAACAGUUAUGAACAGACGUAAUUUCCCAUUAUAGCUAAAGUUUUCUAAUCAGUUAAGUUUAGAUUGAUCAGCGAAUUAGAUUUUUCAUCUCAUCACUGUGGUACGAAUAUCAUGAUAAUAAAUUAUGCAAAAUGUAUCGUAAUUACGCGGCCAUUAUAGGUUUGCAACAUCUAAUCCAAAAACGUUCGAUUUCAAUUUCAGCCUGUUUUACUAAUUCUAGCAUUUAACAUUUGUAAUGAGAUUCUUGUUGUAGGCCUAAUAUAUUUCACAUCAAUCGUCAUUUGUAUUUUAAGAGCACUGAUUGUUUAUAUAUUACAGUUUUAAAAUCUACUCUAGGUAAAACAACAAUGAGAUAAUGAAUAUGUUUACUCGGCCGGUUUAUGUACCAUUUAAAACACGAACAGGCUGGAGUGCUUUAUCAGAUAUAAAAGCGCAGCUCGAGUGUUUUAUAUCUCAUAAAGCACGGACUGCAAAUGUUUUAACUCUUUCCUGUCAUUAUCCUAUAUUAACGCAAUACACUGUAGUUCGCGUUACAAGUAUUUUUAACGUUAUUCUGUUUGAAUUUGCUGAUCAGAAAUCAGUUGGUUAUGCACACCCGUGGCUGCAAGUGUUUGGCAUGAAGACUAAUUCAUCACAAUUGUAUAUCUGAUAUGUCUAAUACGCCAAUUUCGUCUCUGAAAGCGCAAAACAUUACAGUCGUUUGACUAUUUUCUUGACUCACUGUACUUUAAUAUUUUGCACUUGGAGAGUCUCCUUGUUUAUUUUGAGAGUUCCAUAGGGCUCACAUUUGAUGGAAUUAAUAUGUGAAAUGUCCAGUCGUAGCAACUGUUUUCUCUCGGCCAGAUAAAAAGUAAUAUAAAUAUAUAUAGUGCGUGGUAAACAGGUUCCUAAAGUUACGUCACACAGGUUCGUCCCAGACUAUUUGUCAAUUUGCAACUUUUUCCUACCAGAAUCACCAUUCAAAUGCAUAUAUCUCGGAAACGAAAAGAGAAAUUCGAAAACUGUAAAAGAACUUAUUAAAUAAUUUUGUAUCACUCACUCAAACCUGUAAUAAGAAUGUUUGUGACAUAAGCACUUAAAAGUAAGCGUUGUAUAAGCCGAGGAAAUCAAAGUUAAAGUUUAAUGUGUAAAUGAACAUGAUUUUUCUUCACAUAUUAAACCACCAACACGGCAGUGAUUGCUCUUGUAUUUUUCUCAUGAAUUAUUAAUGAGUUUUUAAUGAUAUUUAAAGCGAGGUGUCAGUUAUAUUUUUGGAAAUUAAUUAAAUUAUUUUAUCGCAUUGUUCGCAGGGGAGUGUCUCCAAUACUAUCCAUCAAAAGCAGACGGUUUCCGCCAUGACUCGAUUUAUAACAACGAAAUUGACUGCAAAAAAAAUAAAGGGUUCUGGGUUUCAUUCAGCAACUAUUUAGAAGAAUACCCCAAGUAUCAAACAGAAGCAAAGUGUAAAGCUGGAAGUUCUGACCAACUACCUCUUAAAUGGGACAUUCCUUACCGCUCAGAAGAUAUUGAUAAUUUAAAAAUGACUGGUGAUAAUGUGGAAUCAUUAAAACGUUGUCUGGUCGCACUUGAUACACCAGAAUGCACCAAAGCUCCAUACACAAGAUCAAACCAUUUAGGAAAUGCUCGUGGUGUCGUUCCUCUUCGUUACACUUGGACUCUUCCACAUUUCCCAUCUGGUCGUGCACAAAGAUGCGUCCUGAGAUUGAGGUUAGUUAUAAAGUUGUAAUAAUUUUUCUACUCCUAUACUAAAUUGUUUAUGUAAUUAAUUAUAGCAGGAAUUUUGGAAAAGACAAUGCGUAAAACUUACAAGAGAAUGAAUUUAGACCAUUAAGUUCUGCUUUUUUUCUAAUUUCAUGCAAUCUUGACUGUCUUUCUGAUGAUCUGUGUAAUUUGGCGAGAUUUCGUUUUUGAUAGCGUCAUGCAUAAGCGUGUUUUACGAGCGCCCACUAUACAAGCGCCCACUAUACAAGCGCCUUGCAUGGUUGGCGUACACAAUUCAAUCUUCGUUUUAACUUAGGAAUGAACAUUUUUGCGGGUAAUUUUUUUAAAUUCAUAUACAAGUCAAUCAAAAUUAAAUAAUUGAUUGUAAACUUACAAUAUUAAAAAAUUCUGAAAGACGUUCCUGACUAAUUGUUUCUCACAAAGUUUCAAUUUCAGUAUAGCAGUAAUUUCAGGUCGAUUAUGCUGUGAUGUUAAAAAACCUUUUCCCUUCCUUCCGUUGGUUAGGUACAACAUUUCCACUGGAGAUUAUCCACCAUUUAGCACAUUUAGUGAUGAAAAUGACAAUCCGUAAGUAUCCAAGAUGUCUCACAAUCAUUACUUUGAACCCUCUAACAACUAAUUAUGUGUGGCUUUUCGAACGUCGAUGCUUGUUCGCUUUGAAGGUUAUAACUAUUUUGGCCAAUUCAUAUGACAAACGUUAAACAUGAUUGAUUAAAUUAAUAAACACUUGUCCAAAAUAUAUACAUGUACAUGCAAGAAAACAAAAUUAAGGAAAGGAAAAAAUCUUGUAAACGAUUUUGCAGACUAAAAGGGGGGAUAAGAAAAUAAAUUUAUAUAUUAUUGAAAGACUUGUCAAGCGUGUAUACCGAGUGAAUUAAGCUUUGGACUACUAAGAAAUUUUUAUAUAUUUGGUUCAUAAACGCAGGAUUUCGUUUUUCUGCACUGCCCCUUGUAAUGUAUAAUUUUGAAACAUAUUAACAAAUUUUCAUUCGUAUAAUUCUCAUUUUAUAUGCUCUCAGAUUGUUUGCCAAAAUUGGCAGACUAAUAACUACUGUACUAAAGCAAGCCUAUUCUCGAAUUAUUACUUUUUAUAAGGAAUGCGGGUGUAAAUUCUCCAAUCAAAAACAAUCCAAAAGUGAAAGUUAGUACUGCUCAGCUGCCAUUACAACUUGCCAUCAACACCGCUCAAUUUGGACGUACUUUCCAAGAUCGAUCUCAUUUAUUCAAGCUCCUACCCAGGCCUAAGAAGGUGAACGAUAAUGAUGUCAUCUAUAAUCUAAACGUACGAGGAAAGCGCGGGAAUAUCGUGCAAGCUUUUCCAGCGGUAGAAUACGACUUUAUCCCGAAACGAAUGAAUAUUUCUAGCGCAAGUCUUGUGCAUAUCCAGUGGACUGGUAAGUUUAGGUUACAUUUAAAAAUGAUUACAAUAUGUGGCCUUAUAUGAAAUAAGAUACAAGAUAAUGCGUUUGCCAUUUCAUGAUUGAAAUCGUGUGCAGUCACCAUAUUUAUAUAUAUAUAUAUAUAUAUAUAUAUGUAUAUUUGAGUAUCCCAGUAUUCCAGUAUUCUGAAGAAGUCUCGAAGUACCGAGUCGAAAGCUCAAUAAAAGUAUAUUUCAAUCCGGAGAACUUUAAUUAAUUAAAAUAUGCCUGGAUUACAAAUCUUUAAGUACUAGAUAAAACAUGAGCAGUUGAUCUGUAUCUGAUAUAUACAAACUCGAGCCGAAGGCGAGAGUUUGUAUAUCAGAUACAGUCAUACAGAUCGGAUGUGAAUCUUAUGAGUUCAUUGGCGAAGUAAUAUUAUUUUAAAAAUAAACAUUGUCCAGGCCGAGAAAAUAGAGCUGAAGUUUAUGUAAAUCAGCACAAAUCUUUAUCCGAUUUAUAUAUAAAUAUGUUAAUAUAAUAGUAUAUUAAUGUAAUAUAUUAAUACAAUUUUUCAAUUGAAUAAGUGUCGCAACUUAAUCAAAAUGUGCAGAGUGUACCCCUAUUUAGUCCAUUAUUUUGACACAAUGAACACUGUGAAACUGGCAUUAAAAUCACCAUCUCUUUCUUUCAAAGGAUCAAAUACCAAUCCUAGUGGCAAUGCUGGGCAAGGAACUGCAGGUAUGUUUAGCUAAAUAUAUAUAAUAUAUAUCUGAUAUACCAUUUUACCACAAAUGUAAGCACAUGCAUGUAAGUUAUCACAAUUCAAUUCAAUUUUUCGGUUUGAAUCUGUUAUUCAUGCAAAUAAAUGCUUAAUAGAGGAUUAAUAUAGCUAAAGGCCCGUUUACAAGGGCGAUUUUUGCUGCGAUUUCAGUUGCGAUUUUCUCCUUUUGGAGGAUAUGAAGGAGUAGAUAACUUAAUGACGUUGUUAUGAAAUUUCAUAACCUGGAACAUUUAUAACUUAUCCACUCCUUCACAUCCAUCAGAAGAAGAAAAUCGCCCUAAAAUCGCAGCGAAAAUCGCCCGUGUAAACGAGCCUUAACUUUGCUCCAAUAAUUCUUCGUGUGCCAAUUAUUUUUAAUUCAACGUACAUGUCGACAUGCAGAUAAUAUCAGUGAAAUAUCUAUAACAGUAUUAAAGAAGUCAACUUGUUAUGCGGUGCAAAGGUGUUAGUACUACUUUCCAGUUUCCACUAGUUAUAUAGGCUAUACGUUUUUUUAACGUAUAUAUAGCUAUAGCUAUAUUAUACCUCAAAUUCAAAUUGUCCAACCAGGAAGCUUAGUUUGUGCCACGUGAGCAUGAAAUUAAUCGCGAUAUCACGCCUUACGUCAUCAAUUAGCGAGCCUGCGUUCCUUUUGACAAUGUUCCACCCCAUGUUCCCCGGGGAACAUGGGGUGGAACAUUAUUCGCGUAGACCACGCGGGACAACACGCAUAACAACAAGAUGGCCGACAAAACAUAAAUAGUAUUAAUGAGUGAUGAAUAAUUCAAUUUUAAACCUAAAACCUGGGGCUUUUUCAAACCUAAAACCUGGGGCUUUGUCAUUAAUAUUCCAAACGAUAUGUGAUUCGAAAGAAAAGCGACGAUACUUGCGUUAAUCCGAAAAUAAAACAAGUUUUUAAUUCUCAACUUGGAGGCUUUUAAUUUUUGGUAUAAUAUAUCAUUUAUAGACCCUCCGCUCGGGGGAUUCGGCGAAAUAUUACCCUCAGUGAUGAUAUUUCCCUCGGGGCAAAGCCCCUCGGGAAAUAUCAUCACUUCGGGUAAUAUUUCGCCGAAUCUCCCUUCGCUCCAGGUCUAUAAAUGAUAAAUAUACGCUCGGAAAUUUUAUAGUUUUGGUACGAGUUAUAAAUUUUAUAUCUUUGGUACGAGUUUCCCCGCCAAAUACACUUUACCGCAACACAAUGACUACAUAAUAACAACGGCAAAAACCUAUCGUGUAAACACAGCAAGUAAAUUCGAAAUAAUUACCCUUGAUGUCCGUAAAAUGUUCGCAGUAAAGGGAAAGCCAUCAAUCAUCAAAAUAUUAAUAACAUUUCGAUUAUUUUGAAAGCAUUUGAAGCCCCACUCGCUAAAAGCUUUGAAAUUUGGCUUGUAUUGGAAGAAAAUGGGAAUCAGGAAGAAAGCCUAAAACUUGAUGCCCAAUUGAGUUAUUGAGCAAUUGGGAAGUUUGGAGGGCAGUCAAGCGUUAGAAGGGUCUCGGCGACUCGCCUUUUCCUGCUCUCCUAACUAUCGUGCGCUUAUGCAAUAACGCGAUAGAGUACGCGAAGUCAAUCACGAAAAAAUUCUUAAACUCCGACCUUUUAUUCAUUUCAUUACUUCAAAAGAAAAUUUUAAAUGCAUAGAUCAUUGAACAUAUGAAAACACUUACUGGAAAGCAGUUUUUAUACUCGCUUUUAGUGAAUAAAGAUGAAAAUAAACUUAUUGAUUAACUGCAAUUACGUAGUAAAUUUUCAAAUUUUUCUUCGUAAUUUGUUUGUAGGUACAGAUCGACACAACAUGGUGGAGAUGGCCAACCCAUCUGUGAACUAUCCUCUAACCUCGGAAAAGUCAUUAACAAUGUUCAUUAACGCUGAAAUCGUUUGGACAAGUGAUGAAGAAACGAAGACUAAACAAGAUCUUAUUUUGAGUAUGGCCUCCUCUGGCUACUACAACAGCAUGACGCUCUGUAAGGCUUCACCAGAUAAAAAAGCGCUUAAUGACGAGUUAAACAACGGUCCAGCAUCGUAUCGUGGUAUGCUAUUGAGGUUUGCACCGGGUGAAUAUUACUACAUGUGUACAAGAAACAACAACUUCAGUAAUCGUAACCAGAAAGGAAGACUCGUGGUCAGAAAUGUGCCAGGGAGCAAGCUAAGCAAGAAGUAAACACAUUGGACCUGUAGUUCUAUAAAGAAACAUUAACUUGUCUCAGUCUCUCUGACGUGCAACUCCAGGACCAUAUUAUUUUAUUAUCCGCAUGGGAAACUAUUAUAUCGCCAUUUCGUUAGUAGAUACGCAUGUUAGAUUAGUUGUUUUGAUAUGAAGUAUGAUUCGAAAUUGAUUUUAAUGUAGAACAUAAUUGAUUAUCUGUCAAUUUCAUGAUAAAAAUUUGAAUAAAAAUUUGUUGGAGAACAA